AGGCUAGGGAGAGCUCUAGGAGCAGGAACAGUACCAGAAUGGCUUUUUGGGCUUCUCUUGCCUUGGUUUGUGCCAGUCUGGUGGCAGUGUCCCAGGCUGCGUCACUGGGAGUGGUUUACACGGAGGGUGGAUUUGUAGAAGGUACCAGCAAGAAAAUUGGGAUCCUCUUCCCAGAUUACAUUGAUGUUUUUAAGGGGAUCCCCUUCGCAGCUCCACCAAAAGCCUUUGAGAAGGCAGAAGAGCACCCAGGCUGGUCAGGUACAUUAAAGACCAAAGAUUUUAAGCCACGGUGCUUGCAAUCCACCUUAACCCAAAAAGAUGUCCGUGGUGAAUUAGACUGCCUCUACCUGAACAUCUGGGUUCCUCAGUCCCGCUCGUCAGUGUCCACCAACCUACCAGUCAUGGUUUGGAUCUACGGCGGGGCCUUCUUGCUCGGUUCAUCUCAGGGGGCCAAUGUGUUAGAUAACUAUCUGUACGAUGGAGAGGAGCUUGCUCUGCGUGGCAAUGUCAUUGUGGUCACCUUGAACUAUAGACUGGGACCAUUGGGCUUUCUGAGUACUGGAGACUCCAACCUUCCUGGCAACUAUGGACUGUGGGAUCAACACAUGGCCAUUGCCUGGGUGAAAAGGAACAUUGCCGCGUUUGGUGGGAACCCCGAUAACAUCACCAUAUUUGGGGAGUCUGCUGGAGGCGCCAGUGUCUCUCUUCAGACCCUGUCUCCGUAUAACAAAGGACUGAUCAAACGAGCCAUCAGCCAGAGUGGGGUGGGCAUGUCCCCUUGGGCACUUCAGAGCAACCCACUUUUCUGGACUACAAAGGUGGCUGAGAAAGUUGGAUGUCCUGUGCACGACACAGCGGCUAUGGCGAACUGCUUACGGAUUUCAGACCCUAAGGCUGUCACUUUAGCCUACACACUGGACCCGGCUGUCAUGGAGUAUCCAGCAGUUUACUACUUGGGAAUCUCCCCGGUCAUCGACGGCGAUUUCAUUCCGGAUGAACCGAGAAAUCUCUUUGCCAAUGCGGCUGAUGUGGAUUAUAUGGCGGGCGUGAACAAUAUGGACGCACAUUUGUUCGCAGGCAUCGAUUUGCCAGUUAUCAAUAAGCCUCUUCAGAAGAUUUCUGAGGCCGACAUCUAUAAUCUGGUGCAGGAUUUGACCCUUACUAAAAUCUCCAGUGCCUUGGAAACUGCCUACAACCUUUACACGGCUAACUGGGGUCCCAACCCUGAGCAGGAGAAUAUGAAAAGAACAGUCAUAGACUUGGAGACGGAUUAUCUCUUCUUGGUCCCAACCCAAGAGGCACUGGCACUUCACUCCAUGAAUGCCCGAAGUGGCCGGACUUACAACUACGUUUUCUCUUUGCCGACCCGUAUGCCCAUUUACCCCAACUGGGUGGGAGCCGAUCAUGCCGACGACUUGCAGUAUGUGUUUGGGAAACCCUUCCAGACACCAUUGGCUUACAGACCCAAGGACAGAGAUGUCUCUGCUACCAUGAUUGCCUAUUGGACCAACUUUGCUGCAACUGGUGACCCCAGCCAAGGACCCUCCAAAGUCCCCACCACUUGGCUGCCUUAUACCACUCGCCUUGGCCAGUACCUGGAAAUCAACGACAAGAUGUCUUACCAAUCCGUAAAGCAGAGCCUCCGAUCCCCUUAUGUCAAAUUCUGGGCCCAAACCUACCGUAAUAUGGCCAACGCGUAACCCAAAUCUAUUUCACAACCUGAAAGGAUUGCCAUGUAUGCGCUAUGGAAUAUGUUGGCGAUACACAAAUAAAGGAUAACGUACCUGUUUGU
Molecule: messenger RNA, 1792 nt
Organism: Xenopus laevis (African clawed frog)
Lineage: Eukaryota; Metazoa; Chordata; Amphibia; Anura; Pipidae
Gene: cel.2.L
Product: carboxyl ester lipase L homeolog
Biological process (GO): retinol metabolic process
Cellular component (GO): extracellular region
Molecular function (GO): sterol ester esterase activity; FAHFA hydrolase activity; acetylesterase activity
Source: RefSeq, marked provisional